AUGAUUAAAGUUGACCAAAGUGAAGUUAAACUCAUCACGCCUCAACCCUACAUUGCUCGCUUGAAAGAAUUGAAGCAGAAGUUGCCCGAAGAAUUAGUGGAUGAUAUUGAAGCUAAUGAUGCAAUUUUUCAAGAAGUUAUUGGAGAGGAAGCACCAGGAUGUUUACGUAGUAGUAAUAUUGUUUCGAGUAAGAAUUUGGUUUACACCUCUCGAGAAGAAUUUGAUCGAGCUGUCCAAGAAAAAACUAAUGCCGAAAUUGAGAGCAUUCGAAAGGGAUGUGAAGAGCAUAUUUCAAAAUUCAAAGAAGAAUAUUGCUCUAAAAUGGAAUUGCUUCAAGCUCGUCUUCUCACAUUAGAGGAUCAAAAUAUGAAUGUAUCUGGAUCUUUGAAUUCUCGACGUAUUCAAGCUGUAAAUAAUGGGAACUUGGAGAUUUUCAGUGUAGCCAAUGAAACCCUUGAGAUGGGAAAAGACGUGAAUAACCCAGAGGAGAACAACAUAGAUAGUCAUUUGGAUGGUGCACGUCCUCAGGUAUUAGCUUUGAUUAAUACUUUGCCAUUUAUUAUUUUUAUAAUAAAUGUAAAAUAUGAUGGAUCUUAUUAUAAUUAUAUAGGAACAAGUGAUAACUCAAAGAAGGAGCAGCAAGAGGAAGAGAAAUUGCCAAUGAUCGUCGUCGUCACGUUGCCACAACUAAAUUUUCAUUAUUUCAUUGCAAGAUAA
This is a messenger RNA of Salvia miltiorrhiza (redroot sage), 717 nucleotides long. RefSeq lists its product as uncharacterized. The transcript is spliced from 4 exons. The record is from RefSeq and is a predicted model, not a curated record. NCBI's taxonomy places the organism in Eukaryota, Viridiplantae, Streptophyta, Magnoliopsida, Lamiales, Lamiaceae. Bases 1 to 717 code for a protein of 238 amino acids.